This is a messenger RNA of Dimorphilus gyrociliatus, 2371 nucleotides long. The record is from the annotation of a GenBank genome assembly. Lineage: Eukaryota; Metazoa; Annelida; Polychaeta; Dinophilidae.
UAUGGUUUGGAGUCAAGAUAUAAGGGAUUUGGUAAUCAAGAAAUAUAGUGAAAUAGGCAAAUUAAGGGCAACAGCAAGAGUUUUAGGAAUGGCACCAUCAUCAAUUAGGUACAUACUAAAGUAUAAGAAGCCAGAACAAGAAAAUAGGGGAGGUCCAAAGAAGCUUUCCGACAGAGAGAUUGUGAGGAUGAAAAGAAUUUUAAAGAAAUUUAAAGAUAACAAGCAAAGAAGGGAGCUGAAAAGACAAAAUUUCAAAUAUAAAAGAGUCAGACAAAGAACUGAUCUCACCUCCAAAGACUGUAAACACAGAAAAGCAUACUGCCUCAAAGUUAUUAGCGAAAAUCUAGACUGGUCUAGGGUUAUUUUUACUGAUGAGGCUAGGUUUUCGCUAAGUGGACCUAACAAUUUUAGGACUUGGACCAGUAACAGCGAAAAGGACUUCAGGGUCACAAAAAAUAUGGGGAGAGGUGGAGUAUUGGUGUGGGGGUUGAUAAUCUCUGAUGGCAUAUUUGAAGUCUGGAGGAUAAGGAGCAAGCUGAAUGCUGAAAACUAUAGCUCCUUCAUUGUAGAAGAUGUUCUGCCUGUCAUAGAAGAAAUUGAGGCAAAAAUGGGCAGGCAGUACAUCUUCCAGCAAGACAAUGCUGGCUGUCACACUGCAAGAAAAACAAAAAGGGCCUUUAAAAGCAAUAAUAUCAAGCCCAUAGAUUGGCCAGCAAGGAGCCCUGAUCUAAGUCCAAUAGAGAACAUGUGGCAUCUGACCAAGACAAUGGUCUAUGAUAGUCCACAGUUCGAGACAGAGGAUGAACUGUGGGAAAAGAUUAUGAAAUGCUCCUAUGAGGUUAUCAACAGAAAUCCACUCUUGUUGCCAGGCUUAUAUGGGGGAAUGGGCAGUAGAAUAAGCAAAUGUAUAGAAAGAGAGGUUUGUUGUAAAUUCGACAAAGAUUGUUUAUAUCCAAAUGGAAAAUGUAUUAAUGGAGUUUGUCAAUGCGAUUAUUCUUAUUACAAAGAGAUUUGUAGUUUAGGUGUUGAUUAUGUAUCUACAACAUUUGAUUGUUUUGGAGAUGAUAUACAAUAUGAAGAUAUGGAUGACAUGGGCUGUGGUAGUUUGACAAUAGGACUACAAUUUCCCACCAAACAGUCUAGAUGCCAUAUGAAAACAAAAUGCAAUUAUCAAAUAUAUAAGGGAAAUUAUUUUGACGAACUUUUAACAAUGAUUCCUGUAGAUUUAUUCGAAAAUGAAUUGUGUCAUAACGAUUCGUUUAAAGAGAUGACUGUUGAGCACUGUCUAACCAUUCUUUGGAGAAAAUAUUCAAACUGUUCUUCCGGAAGAUUUUGGUAUGAUAAAAAUUUUAAUAAAUGGUAUGAGAAAUAUUUAAAUGGUGUCAGUUCAACUGAUGAAAUAAAAAAUGAUAUUGAAGAAUAUGGAAAUGUAAAUAAAAAUUUUGAAAUUUUAAAUAUUUCAAAUUCUUCUAAAGAAAUCUUGCGAAAUAAUUAUUGUCACGGCAUUCAAUCUAGUGGAAAAUACAAUAUUGCUUAUAGGAAAGAAAUAAAACAUAAUAGCGAAAUUUCAAAUCCAGAAGAGAUCUAUCAUAUAAAUCAUAUAGUAGAUGGUAUUAAAAAUUCAAAUGAACAGCUAGGCGGUUGUUCAAAACUAUUCAAAAUGAAUGCUAUAGAUAUUAAUUCUCUUUCAAUUUGGCUAUUUAUUGACCUAAUUACAGACUAUACUAUAAGAGAUAUAGAUAUCUAUUUACCAAAUAGGAGAUUAGAAAUUGGAAUUCUUGAAAUAUCUGUUCAAAAAUUCAAAAAUAUUCUCUUUACAAACAAUUCUUGCAUUACAAAUAUCUUUUUAAAUACAACAAAAGAGAUAAAUAGAUUUACGUGUCAAAAUUCGAUGAUACCCGGUCAAUAUGUCAACAUUUCAUUUAUAGAUACAGAACCGGAAGUGGUAAUAUGUGAAAUUGAAAUUUAUACAAAUAAUUUAGCGUUGCAUGCCGAUGUAUUUGUUCUGUCUGUAAAAGAUGCCAAAAGUUAUGGAGAGCCUGUUAUAGGACAAUUUGUUCUGCUAAAAGCCAACAGUAGUACUCAAACUGUAAUGAAAUUGAAAAGAAUUGAAAUUGUAGGCCUUUACAUUGACAAACCUGAAUUUAUAAAUAUUGCAAGAGGGAAACCUUGUUGGCAAUCUUCCAACUAUCCAAACACUAAUCAUCCUGAAUAUCCAUUUUAUGCAGCAUUUGCUACUGAUGGAUCUAGCAGAGGCCAUUGCAGUAUUACUAAAGUUGAAAUAUUUAAAUGGUUUUAUGUAGACCUUCUUAACCUGUAUAGAAUAUUUCACAUUGGAUUAAAAAUGAGACAUUCAAAUAAUGGUAUGUAA